GUUCCGCCCCAUGAGCACGGUGGUAGACACUCCUGCUGCCCAGUCAAAUGCUCUGACAGCUGUCGACCCCUCGCCAUCCCUCUAUCUAACCAUGUCCGCGCUCCUUCUCCAGAAGAAGAACCAGCCUGCCCACGAACAAGUCGUCAAGCUAGACCGCUCCGUCUUUGGCCACCCCAUUCGCCGAGAUAUCCUUCACCUCUGUGUCGUCCACCACCUCGACUCCUUGCGCCAGGGCAGUGCAAACACGAAGACUCGCAGCGAAGUCCGCGGCUCGGGCCGGAAGAUUCGUCCACAGAAAGGCUCUGGCCGUGCUCGUCUUGGCAACAAGAAGAGCCCUAUGCUUCGCGGUGGAAGUGUCGCCUUCGGCCCCAAGCCCCGCGACUUCAGCACGAAGCUCAACCGCAAGGUCAUCCAGAUGGGCAUGCGUGUUGCGCUGAGCGUGAAGGUUCGGGAACAGCGGCUGGGCGUUGUGAAGUCGCUGGAGUGGAUUGGCUACCAGACUCGGCCCUUCAACACACGUCUGAAGAGCCUCGGCUGGGACGCAGGCACACUCUUCGUCACCGGCGAGCAGGCAGUCCCAAGAAACCUCGAGUUGGCGAGCCGGAACCUGAGUGGUGUGGAGGCCAUAACGGUCCAGGAGCUAAAUGUGCAUGACCUUGUCAGCUGGCGGCGGGUUAUACUGGACGUGCAGGCAGUGGAGGCACUGCAAACGAUGUUGACCAAGGGCAAAGCGCCUCUGGCAAUUGACGGCCCGGUAACACUUGCUGAGGCUGUUGAAACUUCUCAAGCGGAAGCUUCCACUGUAUGAUGCAGUUGAUACGCCGCAUGAACAGGACCAGCAGCAAGCCACCGACACUUGCUAGCAACUCCAUAGACUAUAAGGUGUAGCUACUUACCUAUCCCCGUAAUAUAUGCAUCGCUUAUC
This is a messenger RNA of Coniophora puteana RWD-64-598 SS2, 925 nucleotides long. Its product is annotated as ribosomal protein L4. The transcript is spliced from 2 exons. Gene Ontology annotation, molecular function: structural constituent of ribosome. The record is from RefSeq and is a predicted model, not a curated record. Gene Ontology annotation, cellular component: ribosome. The coding region runs from base 11 to 808 and encodes 265 amino acids. Gene Ontology annotation, biological process: translation. Lineage: Eukaryota; Fungi; Basidiomycota; Agaricomycetes; Boletales; Coniophoraceae.